AUGAUGGCAAAAAUGGGGUACAAAGAAGGUCAAGGGCUCGGCAAGCAAGGCGAAGGAAUCGUCAACCCCAUCGAAGUCAAACUGCGACCACAAGGUGCCGGUGUGGGUGCCGUAAAGGAAAAAACAGAGCAAUACAAAGCUGAACAAAGGAGGAAAGCCGAAGCCAAAGGAGAGGAAUACGAGGAUUCGAGUGAAGAGGAAAGGAAAGCGAGGAAGAAGCGAGCAGAGAGGAAGAAGGAGGAAAGAACAGCGGGUACACAUGCAGGCAGGCGGAAAACAAAAUACCGUACUGUGGAAGAUGUGCGUGCUGCAGCGCCUGGUCUGGAAUUGCCGAAAGCAAUGUUGGGCAGUAUCGUCGAUGCUACAGGCGGCUCUACAAAACUCCUCACCAGCACCGCCGGCCUCAUGACACCCACGCUCGUGCCUGCAGAAUCCGAAGCCGACAAGAUCGCCAAGCGCGAAAGACUGGAACUGGAAGCCUUCAUCGAAGCCUGGCAUGGCCUGCAAGAAAGAAAAAUCGUGGUUGAAGAACAACAAGGCCAUCUCCAAAUGGACAUCAACCAAGCCGACGACGAUAUCAAAAAGAUGCGAGAGAUGCUCGAUGCAGUAGAAGCAUUGAAUAUCGCAAACAUUGAUUGGGGUCAAGCAAUGGAAAAGCUAGGCAAACUUCAGCAAGACUUUCGUCACGAUAUCGACAGCUACAAUCUUUCUGAAGCGGCUGUUGCUACUAUUGCUCCUCUCUUCAAAGCAGACUUGGACGACUGGGAUCCUCUGGAAACGCCAUCCUAUCGUUUGGUCGAACAUCUCACUCACCUUAAACCUAUACUGGGCUUGGAAAAGACAACAUCUGCACUCGCGACUUCGAAUCCAGAUGUUGAGCCCGAGCAACGACGAUACCGCAAGCAAAAGACCACUACACCCUACGAAAGCUUGAUCUACGGAGUCUGGCUGCCGAAAAUGAGAUCGACCGUCACGCGCUGGGACGUCCACGACGCCACCUCCCUAAUCAUCGUAGUAAACGCCUGGAGACCUCUGCUCCCUGCAUUCGUAUACUCAAACCUGCUAGACCAACAGAUCGUGCCCAAACUCUCCGACGCACUGAGUACCUGGAACCCUCGCAAACGACGCCAUCACCACAAAUCUUCUGCCAAUGAUGCUCCUCACGUCUGGCUAUUCCCUUGGCUACCUCUACUCCCCUCCUACCACCUCGAUCCCAAAGCCUCCACUGGCCUUUUGGUAGACGCCAAAAGAAAGUUCCGCCGUGUACUCGAUACCUGCGACAUCUCUUCCAUUCUCCCUGGCUUGGGAGCUUGGAAACAGCUCUUCGGGACCAAAGACUUUGACGCAACAAUGCUACGCCAUAUCCUGCCUCGUUUAUCUGCCCACCUCUCGAAUACCUUCGACAUCGACCCGGCAGACCAGGACAUUUCACCCUUGGAACACGUAUUCCUCUGGCUCCCUUUCUUUCCCCCGGCUAUAUUCGGCCGCUUGCUCAUCGCAGAGUUUUUCCCAAAGUUGCACGUGGUAUUGCAUCAAUGGUUGACUUCCCCCGAAGCCUCGUUUGAAGAAAUAGGAACGUGGUUCACGUGGUGGAAAUCGGUGAUUCCGGAACUUUUGCUCGGAUUGAGCAAUGUGCAAGCGGAAUUCGACAAGGCGAUUGUGACGAUCAAUGAAGCGCUGACGUUGCAGGAACAAGGCAAGGAUAUGGCGGCGUUGCCUGCGCCGGCUGCUGGGCCUGCUCGUCCUAUCGUUACUUCUGCUGCUGCCACCGCUGCUGCCACUGCUCCUUCUCGAGCGCAAGAUCCACAGAAAGAAGAUCUCACCUUCAAAGACUUUGUGGAAGAGUGGUGUACGGAACACGACUUGACGCUUCUGCCAUUGCGAGAAGCACAUCCAGCGACGGGAGCGCCGCUUUUCAGAAUCACGGCGAGUGUAUCUGGGAAGGGAGGCGUGGUGGUGUUUUUCAGGGGCGAGGUUCUCUGGGCGCAGAAGAAGAAGAGGGAAGAUGGGUUUGAGCCGUUGGGUUUGGAUGAUGGGUUGUUGUUGCGAGCGGAGGGCAAGUAG
This is a messenger RNA of Aureobasidium namibiae CBS 147.97, 2064 nucleotides long. Its product is annotated as TFP11-domain-containing protein. Gene Ontology annotation, molecular function: nucleic acid binding. The transcript has a single exon. The record is from RefSeq and is a predicted model, not a curated record. Lineage: Eukaryota; Fungi; Ascomycota; Dothideomycetes; Dothideales; Saccotheciaceae. The coding region runs from base 1 to 2064 and encodes 687 amino acids. Gene Ontology annotation, cellular component: U2-type post-mRNA release spliceosomal complex. Gene Ontology annotation, biological process: spliceosomal complex disassembly.